AUGAAGAAGAAGCUCUGAACUCUAUUAUGAAGGAUUUGGCAGCGUUGGGCAAAUGUGGGGGGCUGCUGGACAACAACAGGAAUAAAAACAUUGUCCACUCCAGCAAACAGCAGCGAAACAUCAGGAUCAAGUUUGAAUAUGAAGGAGAGAAAAGGAUUAUCCAGUUUCCAAGACCAGUCAGAUUCAAAGAAGUGGUGCAGAAGGUUACGGAUGCUUUCGGACAGACGAUGGACUUAGUCUGUUUGAACAAUGAGCUCCUGAUCCCGCUGAAAUCCCAGGAAGAUUUGGACAAAGCGAUGGAACAGUUGGAGCUGAGCCCUUCCCUGAAGAGCCUACGAAUCCUUGUGAGCGCUCCAAAGAAAGCGAAUCUCCUCCAGCCAAACAACAGUAAACAGCAUGAAAUGAGGAUCUCCAGAUCCAUGGGUGAUAUCAUGGGAUCCCUGUACAAAGACUCCGAGAGGACGCGGAAGUAUUCAACAGGCUCUCUGCACACUGGUCGGAGCUCUCCACCCCCGGGGAGUGUUCCCGAAGAGCAGCAACAGAUUGCUCGCCAGGGAUCCUACACCAGCAUCAACAGCGAGGGAGAAUUCAUCCCCGAGACCAUGGAUCAGAACAUGCUUGAAGCUUUCAUCAGCCCUGACGAGUCGCUGUCUGGGAGCUGCCAGUCGCUGGACAGAUCUGUGGACAGCCCUCCCUUUACCCAAACCCCUGUUCCUGGAAGGAAGAGCCAUCCCAAAGACAGUCUUGAUUGCAUGGAUUUUGACAUCCCAUUCUGCGAGAGGUUUGGGAAAGGUGGGACCUUCCCGAGGCAGUACCACCUCUCCCAAAGUCGCAAGGACUACAGUGACGGCCGGAGGACUUUCCCCAGGAGUUUCUUCCCACAGGAGAACCUCUUUCAGCUUGUCCCUUCUAGCCGAACCAAGAGCUUUAAUGGGGACAGCAAGCUCAGCACCUUACAGUAUGACGAGUACAGGCCCAAAUGGUGGAACAAUUGUGAAAAAGGUCUGCAGGUCUUCAGCACCUCCCCUACGAAAGCUAGGAACUCCCUGCAGGCACCUGUGAACUGGAGGCUGGGGAAGCUGCUCGGAAGAGGAGCUUUUGGGGAAGUUUAUCUCUGCUACGAUGCUGACACUGGCCGGGAGCUGUCAGUGAAGCAGGUGCCUUUCGACCCGGACAGUCAAGAGACGAGUAAAGAGGUGAAUGCCUUAGAAUGUGAGAUUCAGCUGUUGAAGACUCUCCGUCACGACAGGAUAGUGCAGUACUACGGAUGCUUGCGGGAUCCGGAGGAGAAGAAACUGUCUAUCUUUGUUGAAUACAUGCCAGGGGGCUCGAUAAAGGACCAGCUAAAAGCGUAUGGUGCUCUGACUGAGAACGUCACGCGGAAGUACACCAGGCAGAUCCUGCAAGGAGUCUUCUACUUACACAGCAAUAUGAUUGUCCACAGGGACAUUAAAGGUGCCAAUAUUUUGAGAGAUUCUGCUGGAAAUGUGAAACUUGGAGAUUUUGGGGCCAGUAAACGCAUCCAGACCAUCUGCAUGUCUGGGACUGGGAUUAAGUCUGUCACGGGAACACCGUACUGGAUGAGCCCAGAGGUUAUCAGUGGAGAGGGCUACGGAAGGAAAGCUGAUGUGUGGAGCGUGGCCUGCACCGUGGUGGAGAUGUUAACGGAGAAGCCGCCGUGGGCAGAGUUUGAAGCCAUGGCAGCUAUUUUUAAAAUCGCUACCCAGCCGACCAACCCCCAGCUCCCCGACGGCGUCUCAAACUCCUGCCGCAACUUCCUCAAGCAGAUCUUUGUGGAGGAGAAGCGGAGGCCGACGGCCGAGGACCUGCUGAGACAUCCCUUCGUCAACUGUGGACUCUGA
Balearica regulorum gibbericeps (East African grey crowned-crane) is the source of this 1862-nucleotide messenger RNA. NCBI's taxonomy places the organism in Eukaryota, Metazoa, Chordata, Aves, Gruiformes, Gruidae. The record is from RefSeq and is a predicted model, not a curated record.